Molecule: messenger RNA, 962 nt
Organism: Carlito syrichta (Philippine tarsier)
Lineage: Eukaryota; Metazoa; Chordata; Mammalia; Primates; Tarsiidae
Gene: DLX1
Product: distal-less homeobox 1
Exons: 4
Coding region: 195-962 (255 amino acids)
Biological process (GO): cell differentiation; negative regulation of transcription by RNA polymerase II; embryo development
Molecular function (GO): RNA polymerase II cis-regulatory region sequence-specific DNA binding; DNA-binding transcription factor activity, RNA polymerase II-specific
Source: RefSeq, a predicted model, not a curated record
GGUUCCUGGCUCUCCACGCGCACUGCUUUAAUCAGACCGGUGCAGCCUCGAGCUGGAGUGGCCAGCUGGGCCUGGAGCAAUGCGAGUGGGCCCCGGGGAGCGGCGGUGGCGGCGGCGCGGCGGCCGAAAACAUAGAGACCCCCAAAAGGGAAGCAGAGGAGAGAAAGUCCCACACCCAGACCCCGCGAGAAGAGAUGACCAUGACCACCAUGCCAGAAAGUCUCAACAGCCCCGUGUCGGGCAAGGCGGUGUUUAUGGAGUUUGGGCCGCCCAACCAGCAAAUGUCUCCUUCUCCCAUGUCCCACGGGCACUACUCCAUGCACUGUUUACACUCGGCGGGCCAUUCGCAGCCCGACGGCGCCUACAGCUCAGCCUCGUCCUUCUCCCGACCGCUGGGCUACCCCUACGUCAACUCGGUCAGCAGCCACGCAUCCAGCCCCUACAUCAGUUCGGUGCAGUCCUACCCGGGCAGCGCCAGCCUCGCCCAGAGCCGCCUGGAGGACCCAGGGGCGGACUCGGAGAAGAGCACCGUGGUAGAAGGCGGUGAAGUGCGCUUCAAUGGCAAGGGGAAGAAGAUCCGCAAGCCCAGGACCAUUUACUCCAGUUUGCAGUUGCAGGCUUUGAACCGGAGGUUCCAGCAAACUCAGUACCUAGCCCUGCCCGAGAGGGCGGAGCUCGCGGCCUCCUUGGGACUCACGCAGACGCAGGUCAAGAUCUGGUUCCAAAACAAGCGCUCCAAGUUCAAGAAGCUGAUGAAGCAGGGCGGGGCCGCUCUGGAGGGCAGCGCGCUGGCCAACGGCCGGGCCCUGUCCGCGGGCUCCCCACCCGUGCCGCCGGGCUGGAACCCUAACUCCUCGUCCGGGAAGGGCUCGGGCGGAAACGCGGGCUCCUAUAUUCCCAGCUACACGUCGUGGUACCCUUCGGCGCAUCAAGAAGCUAUGCAGCAACCCCAACUGAUGUGA